Closterium sp. NIES-65 is the source of this 750-nucleotide messenger RNA. NCBI's taxonomy places the organism in Eukaryota, Viridiplantae, Streptophyta, Zygnematophyceae, Desmidiales, Closteriaceae. The record is from the annotation of a GenBank genome assembly.
AUGGGAGGAGUGGGACAGGAAUGGGAGGAGUGGGACAGGAAUGGGAGGAGUGGGACAGGAAUGGGAGGAGUGGGACAGGAAUGGGAGGAGUGGGACAGGAAUGGGAGGAGUGGGACAGGAAUGGGAGGAGUGGGACAGGAAUGGGAGGAGUGGGACAGAAAUGGGAGGAGUGGGACAGGAAUGGGAGGAGUGGGACAGGAAUGGGAGGAGUGGGACAGGAAUGGGAGGAGUGGGACAGGAAUGGGAGGAGUGGGACAGGAAUGGGAGGAGUGGGACAGGAAUGGGAGGAGUGGGACAGGAAUGGGAGGAGUGGGACAGGAAUGGGAGGAGUGGGACAGGAAUGGGAGGAGUGGGACAGGAAUGGGAGGAGUGGGACAGGAAUGGGAGGAGUGGGACAGAAUGGGAGGAGUGGGACAGGAAUGGGAGGAGUGGGACAGGAAUGGGAGGAGUGGGACAGGAAUGGGAGGAGUGGGACAGGAAUGGGAGGAGUGGGACAGGAAUGGGAGGAGUGGGACAGGAAUGGGAGGAGUGGGACAGGAAUGGGAGGAGUGGGACAGGAAUGGGAGGAGUGGGACAGGAAUGGUGGGUUUGAGCGUAGAGCAGAGGACAGGCGACGCCUUAAGUUCAUCACAGGUGUUGUCGAGCAUGGAUGGAGGCGACGGCGGAGGUUCUCUCCGUGAAGCCCCCUUCCAGCAUUUCCCUUGCAAAAGGUGGCCUUUCACAGAGGUGGGGAUGGGUAGAAAGGGGUAG